Messenger RNA from Gadus morhua (Atlantic cod), 1982 nucleotides. It is a transcript of the gene micu2, whose product is annotated as mitochondrial calcium uptake 2. The transcript has 12 exons. Lineage: Eukaryota; Metazoa; Chordata; Actinopteri; Gadiformes; Gadidae. Gene Ontology annotation, cellular component: uniplex complex. Gene Ontology annotation, molecular function: calcium ion binding. Gene Ontology annotation, biological process: mitochondrial calcium ion homeostasis; calcium import into the mitochondrion. The record is from RefSeq and is a predicted model, not a curated record. The coding region runs from base 243 to 1496 and encodes 417 amino acids.
UGUACCACCGUUCAGGGUAAAGAUCAACAAACACAACAAUUGCCAUAUCAGAUAAACACUUGGCAAUACUUCUGAAUGUUUCCCUACUCCCUCCCAGUUAAGCCCAGUACUUGGUGUUCGACGACCCCGACCGCGAUCGAGGCGCUGUUAUCUAAACCCGAGAGCAGGCUGCGUCGUCAGGAUCUGAAGGCGUAGACCGAGUGAACGCCACUACCGCACUGACACUAGCUCGUUUUUAAAAAAUGGCCAGCUGGGGCAGGGUGUAUAACAUCUUGAGGAACUUUGCGAGGACGCCUCGGGUACUCACAGCGUUGGGACAGUCCCGCACUGUUGGUACGGGCGUAUUUGCAUCUCUCGUUGGAGGUGGAGUGAUUUAUCAGCAUUAUGAAGCCAGCAGGAUGUUUCCUGUGGUCGUUUAUGCUGAGGAGACACAGGAAACCGCUGUACCCGUGCGGUCUGCAAGGCGAAUUCGCUUUAAUCAGUUUGCCUCGUUGAUUUACGAGCAGGAGGUUUACAUGACACCCAGAGACUUCCUUUUCUCGGUGAUGCUGGAGAAUGUCGACCGUAAGUUGCGAAAGAAGGAGUUGAAAAAAGAGGAAGUGGAUAAAAUGUUGACGACUGCCAGCAGGGCGCAGGCUGAUAACAACCUCUUCAGAAACGUGGGAGAUAAUGGCUUGAUAUCCUACACGGAAUAUCUAUUCUUGUUGACCAUCCUAACCAAGCCUGGCACAGGAUUUCAUAUUGCUUUCAAGAUGCUUGAUGUUGAUGGAAAUGAGCAGGUUGAUAAGAAGGAGUUUCUUAAGCUGAAGAACAUCAUUCGGCAAAAAAAAGAAAAAAAUCCCAAGGAAGGUGACAAUAAACCAACAGCUGGAGUGGAGGACGUGAACACCACCCUGCAGGCCUUCUUCUUUGGACGGCACGGGGAAAACAAGCUGCAGUACAAGGAGUUCCAACGGUUCAUGGAGGACCUGCAGGCCGAGGUGCAGGAGAUGGAGUUCCUGCAGUUCUCCAAGGGCAUGGACACCAUGAGAAGGGAGGACUUUGCUGAGUGGCUGCUACACUACACCAACGAAGAGGACAACGACGCCUACUGGGAGAACAUGCGCAAGAGGAUCCCGGCUGGCGAGAGCAUCACAUUUGCUGAGUUCAAAGCCUUCUGCCUCUUCACCAACAAUUUGGAGGACUUUGCAUUCACGAUGAAACUGAUCAGUGAAGCCAACCGACCUAUCGGCAAGGCCCAGUUCAAACGAGCGGUGAGGAUCGCGACAGGACACGACCUGUCUGAGAACGUGCUGGACACUGUGUUCAAGAUCUUCGACCUGGAUGGGGACAACUGCCUUAGCCACAAGGAGUUCCUCGGUGUCAUGCACGACAGAAUGCUACGCGGCCUAAAGGUGCAGCACCGGUUAGGCCUGUCUGGCUAUUGGAAAUGUGUGAAGCAGGAAACCCUGAAAGGAGCGCAGGAGGCCCUGAGGGAAUCUGGAAGCCCUUUCUAACUCCCCUCUGAUGCCCAGUGUUUUGAUGUGAUGUCAUUUUUUUUUUAACGGAUGAACGUACAAAGUUAACUUUAAACAUAUCGGAAUUAGAUGUUUCAGCCGAACUAUGGCGCAAAAGGGAAAACACAACCAUGAUGCCAAGCAAAGGAUGACACUGCAGUCUAUGUCCCAAAUGUUUACAGAUUUAAAUUUUGUUUAAGAAUAUGCACGGUUAGUACAUUGUGCCACAAUAUAAAAAAAAGGUAAUUAAUAUUUUCUCUACACAUAUGUAUUCAUCAUAUUGACGUUGGUGUGCAGAUUAUGCAUAUCAUACCAAGAAAUAGUGUCAUCAGCUUUAAGUUUGCACAGCAUACUUUUGCUAUUCAAGCACAUUGUGUUUACAAAACUGGUUACCUGUGGUAUGGUGUUUAAAAUAAACUGGGGGUGGGUUUAAAUUGCGUAGCAUAAACUACAACAUUUGCAAAUAAAAGUAUGCAAUUUGAUACA